AUUUAUAGAUUAGAAAACUUGUGCAAAAAUACAAUAUAUCGACGAAAUAACAUUAUUAUUACAAUAAUAUUUAUAGAGAAAUUAUUUAAAAAAAUACAAAAAACAGUGUUUUCGUGUAAAAUAAACACUUAUAAUUGUUAUAAAAGUGUGUUUUAGUGACAGUUCGAGAUUUAAAAUGUGUUUUUGUGACGGAAAAGUUGAUGUGUUAUUUUGAGUGUGUACAUUUGUGAUUAUGUGACGUCGUGAGUGCUAAUUGUGGUGUGUCGUGUGGAUCAACAAUGAUUUUAAGGAUCAUCGUGUUCUGCUGCAGUAUAAUAUUUUCAUCAGCGAACAACUCGAAAGCAAGAUGUCUGACCGGGUACAUGACGGAUGUCCAGAACUGGGUGGACCAGCAUGGAAACUUAAUCACAUCACCAGCGGAGAGACAGAACUCAAUAGACCUGUCAACGAAUGUGGACCCGGUGAAAAUGUUGCACCAACACAUGGGCAUGUUGAAGUCAUCACAUCGGUACGUCAAGUACCUCAGUCUCGCCAGGUGUGACCUCACCAGGGUGCCGCCGAUAUUCCUGUUGGAAGACAUGCAGCGAAGACAGUUGUCUGCCAUGGUGGAAUACAUGACAUUCUAUGGAAACAAGUUCCUAGGGAUGAGCGCCGCUGGAGAGCACUACACCCUGAGUUUCAACGCUACAGGAGCUACUAUUAUGAAUUUGGGAACCUCGCCGCAGACUCAAGCCGAAAACAUCUGGUCAUCCGGCUUUUCAGCUGUGAACUUCACGAAACUCAAAGAGCUGGACUUAAGAGCGUGCUCAAUCCAAGUUUUAGGACAGAACCUAUUUAAAGGCAUGAGCGAAUUAAGAGCUCUUUACAUCGGAGAGAACGAAAUCUUCUACAUAGACUCUACCGCAUUUGCUGGUCUAAACAAACUAGUACACCUAGAUUUUAGCAGAAACCAAGCAUUUGAUGAGAAUGGAAACCCAAAAAACCUAGCCACCGAAAGUUAUUACGCUUUCCAGCAUUUAAACCUGAUAUCUCUGGACCUAUCAUUCACGAAACUGACGCAAAGGAACCUUGGCAUGUUAAAAAGCCUUGGGAAAAGCCUCAGAAGUUUAUCCCUUUGCGAAACAGGACUAAACAAUCUUCAUGCUGAUAUAUUCUUAACGACCUCACUACAAAUUCUGGACGUAUCAAGAAAUAACGGGAUACUACAAGGCACGAAACCUUUGAAAGGCAUUGAAGACUCCCUAAUAGUUCUAUACGCCCAAGAAGUUGGUUUAAACACGAUGGAUAUAUUCCAAAACUUCACUAAACUUGCUAUACUGCAAUUAGCAAACAAUGAAAUAAAUAACAUUGAAGCAAGUGCAGUGAGAAACCUGAGACACUUAAAAGUAUUAGACUUAAAUAAGAACAGAAUUAAUUCCUGGUUCAAUAGAACUUACUCAUUAAUGCCAGAACUAAGCUACUUAUCACUCAAAGACAAUAACAUAAACUUAAUUACCGAAGAAAUGAUUGAAGAUUUAAUGUACGUGGAUUAUUUGGCUUUGUCAGAAAACUCUCUAAUCUGCAACUGUCAUUCCAAAGACUUGUAUAAAAUGGCAGCUAAAAACGAAAUGUUGUAUAAAGAAGUGUUUGUCCAUCAACCAGAAACAGGGCUACAUCAGAACGCGUAUGACACUUACAAUGAUAUAAUAAGGAAUAGGAACAAAGUGGAAUUGAAUGAAUGCGAUGAACAAUGCUAUACAGAUAUAGGAAUUUCAGGCACAUUUAGAUUCGUCGAUUAUUCAAAUGAUACGUAUAUCUGCUUGCCUUUUGGAGAAAGCAAGCCAGUGCAGAUAGCUGAUGUGUAUAGUUGUGGAAGAGCGUCAAGGGAGAAGACUUAUGAGCAAGAAUUGAAGGAUGGGAGGUUAAAACUCCUGGCCUUGUUAACGCUACCCUGUGUGAUGAUUAUUGUCGGAAUGAUAUACAUGUUUAGACGUCAUAUCAGGUAUUUUUAUAUUACAAUGAGAAACUCUGCGAUGCUUAGCUUGAUCAAUAAGAAAGAUGUUGUUGAUGACAACACAAUCUUCAACUACGAUGUAUUCGUUUCCUACUGCAACGAGGAUCGAGGGUGGGUGCUGGACCAUCUCCUGCCGCACAUGGAGACCGAGUGCAGCAUCAGCGCCUGUCUGCAUGAGAGGGACUUUCUUGUGGGCCUCUCAAUCCUGGAGAACAUAGUCUCCUGCAUGGACCGCUCCAGGUCCAUCAUGCUGAUCCUCUCCCAGAGGUUCCUGCUCAGCCAGUGGUGUCAGUUUGAGAUGCAUCUCGCUCAACACAGACUCCUAGAAACCCGCAGAGAAGACCUAACCCUGAUUCUUCUGGAGGACAUACCACGUCGUCUAAGACCAAACACUCUUCACUACCUAAUGCUGACGAAGACAUACAUAGUCUGGCCGAAAGACGAGGCGGAAAGACCAAUUUUCUGGAAAAGACUAAAGAAGACAUUGAUAGCUCAAAAGACCAAACCGUCAGAGAAUGUAUCAUUAGCUUAGGGUCGGAUUUGGUUCUUGAAAAUCUGGUGCUUAAACGAGUGUUCGUCCAUUUACGUACGCAGCGCCCCCUGGUGUGCUACGGGUGUUAUUAAAGCGAUUAGGGUUUAAGAUUUUGAAGUUGAGUAGAUACAAAUUGUCGAAAAGUUUUUGAAAAAUUCUACUUAGCUAAAAUUUUUUUUAUACACAAUCUGUUUUUUGAUUCGUAAAUAUCAUUAAUUUGUCACUUAUGGGAAUCGAUUCUGCGAUAGGUAAGCAGUUCCAUUUGCAACGUUGUCAUUUACUUUUGUGAUUUGGAACGUCACGUCUUUUAUCGCCGAAGCGGUAGGCACUGUAAAAUGUACAUCCACUUUUCACCGUUGUGUUAUAAGUCCCAGGUAAUAGAGGGUGAGUCUAUUGCAAUAUACUGGGCACAAUUCCAGACUCCGUGCUACUACUGUUUUUUAGUAAUAUUUUUUUCUAGUUAUUGAAUAAAAAUUGAUAAAAUGUGAUCCUUUUGUUUUAUCAGAAGAUAGAUACCUAAGUUUGUAUAAUUUAUAAUAAGACAUAAAAUAUAGGUACAAUUUUAGUUAAAAAAGUCAAUGUUAAUGAUUGAACCAAAAAUAUUGUUUAAUAAAAACGAGACAAACCAACAA
Messenger RNA from Spodoptera frugiperda (fall armyworm), 3157 nucleotides. RefSeq names its product toll-like receptor 3. Bases 279 to 2525 code for a protein of 748 amino acids. The record is from RefSeq and is a predicted model, not a curated record. Gene Ontology annotation, biological process: inflammatory response; immune response; toll-like receptor signaling pathway. Gene Ontology annotation, cellular component: membrane. Gene Ontology annotation, molecular function: transmembrane signaling receptor activity; protein binding. Lineage: Eukaryota; Metazoa; Arthropoda; Insecta; Lepidoptera; Noctuidae. The transcript is spliced from 8 exons.